Messenger RNA from Cryptomeria japonica (Japanese cedar), 877 nucleotides. Its product is annotated as glutaredoxin-C5. The coding region runs from base 230 to 664 and encodes 144 amino acids. Lineage: Eukaryota; Viridiplantae; Streptophyta; Pinopsida; Cupressales; Cupressaceae. The transcript has a single exon. The record is from RefSeq and is a predicted model, not a curated record.
CGGGGCCGUCGAUGUGGAAUUCGGUUUUAAUUUCUUUAGCUUGAGAGGGGGAUGAUACGUAACGGUUUUGCGUAGUGGGGUGAGCGAACGAGGAAUGAUAUUUAAAGAGUUAGAAUGAUAAUUUAUUUGAAGAGUUAGGCGUGGAGUAAAAUUUGAAGAGAUUUCUGAAAGAGUUGGAGAGAGGAAUAAUAUUUGUAAGAGAUUUGAGAAGAGUGGUGGAUGUAUAAAAAUGCAAGGGUUGCAUUACAGGCAGGUUGCGGCGGAGACGAAUCGGCUGGCGGGGCUUCAGCUGAGAAAUCAGGCAGAGAGAUUUGAGAGCGGCGCUGAGGCGGUGGAACGUUUGGCGGCGGAAAAUGCAGUGCUCAUCUUUAGCGUUACGUCGUGUUGCAUGUGUCACGUCGUAAAGCGGCUGCUUUGCAGUUUGGGCGUAAAUCCGGUGGUUAUUGAGCUUGACGAGGAGGAUGAAGGGCUGAGCAGAGAUAUUCUCAAGGUUUUGGCUUCCAUGGUGGGCGGUGGCGGCGGAGAAAAGGUGUCGCCGUCGGCGGCUCUGCCGGCUGUGUUUGUUGGAGGAAAGCUGCUCGGCGGCCUUGAUCGACUUAUGGCGGCGCAUAUUAGCGGCGAUCUUGUUCCCAGCCUUAAGGAAGCUGGGGCCUUGUGGCUCUGAAAGUUUGUAUUUUUUCUGGUUCUUGCAGGCUUUUUCUUAGGGCUUUGGUCGAAUGAACCUGGAAAAUCUUGUAUUUUGUUUUUCCUUUUUUUGGAAUUGUGCUUUGAUGUACAAGCAAAGAAGGGUGAACUGGUUUCUUAAUUAAGAAAAAAGAAUGAAUGAAACAAAGUGUUUUGGUGGUAUUUUGAUAUAAGACAAUGGAUUCUUUUUGUC